UCACAUAUGCACUCCUCCUCUCGAACACCUCUCUCUCUCUCUCUCUCUCUCUCUCUUCAUUGCUGUAAUAAGCUUCGAAUCUCUCCAUCUCAUUCUCUCUCUCUCCCUCUGUCAUUUUCCUUAAUGGCGAUGUGUCUGGCCGCUCCUUAUGAUCUCCACUUCAACCCCACCAGCUCCUCCUUCUCCUCCUCCUCCAUCGUUUCGUUCCUCUGCUUCGUUAAAGUUUGAAGCUUUUUUUGUGCCUCGUGCAUCUUUGUGAUGAGACAAUAGGCGAGAACCUCCGCAAUGGCUGAUCCAAGUGCAGGUUUUUCCUCGUUUGCUGUUCAUUUCCGAACUGGGUUUUUGGUUCUUGCUGUGAUCGCUGCUCUACGCGGGGCGCGGGGGGCUACUGAUUCUAAUGAUGUUCAAGCUCUUCAGACCUUGUACACUUCAUUGAAUAGUUCUUCCCAGUUAACCAACUGGAAAAGCAGUGGCGGCGAUCCCUGCGCAGAGUCAUGGAAAGGGGUAACUUGUCAGGGCUCUGCUGUAGUCUCCAUUGAGUUGUCUGGCUUGGGACUCGGUGGGACAAUGGGAUACUUACUCGCAAACCUUAUGUCAUUGAAGAAAUUCGAUUUGAGUAACAACAACAUUCAUGAUGGAAUCCCUUAUCAACUACCACCAAAUCUCACAAGCUUAAAUCUUGCUGGCAAUAACUUUAGUGGGAAUCUUCCUUAUUCCAUCAGCAGCAUGAUUAAUCUUAAUUAUAUGAACUUUAGCCGCAAUUCUCUAUCCCUAUCGAUCGGGGACAUUUUUGCCAAUCUUGCCAACCUCACUACAGCGGAUCUCUCUUAUAACAACUUCUCUGGGGAUCUUCCUACUUCCUUCAGCUCAUUGACAAAUCUUUCUUCGCUUUACAUGCAAAAUAAUCAAUUGACCGGCUCGCUUAAUGUUCUUGUGGGAUUACCAUUGACUACCCUAAAUGUCGCCAACAAUCAUUUUAGUGGAUGGAUACCUCAAGAGCUUAGUUCACUACAGACAUUUAUAUAUGAUGGAAACUCUUUUGCCAACGGUCCUGCACCUCCUCCACCCCCCUUUACUGCACCUCCCCCUGCAAGGUCACGAAACAAUCGAACUCGUUCUGGAUCAGGCACAAGCACACCAGAUGCGUCUGUUGGCCAGACAUCAGGUUCAAGUAAAGGACUAUCAACUGCAGCUAUUGUUGGCAUUAUUGCGGGAUCUGUUCUGUUGCUCUUGGUUCUCCUACUUGCUAUUUAUUGCUGCUGUCGGAAAUGCAACAAGAAAGGGAGUGGUGCAAGAGCAUCCACCAGGGGAAGUCAAUCUGUCAAGAGUAAUGUAAAUCCUGAGAUGCAAGAGCAGAGGGUUAUAACCACUGCUGCUGUUAUAGACCUGAAACCUCCUCCUGCGGAUGUAUUGGUGGCUGAAAGGGUUCCCUCGAAGAAUGGUUCCAUAAGGAGAAUUAAGUCACCUAUAACUGCUACAUCGUAUACUGUUGCUACCCUCCAAACUGCAACAAAUAGCUUUGGUCAAGAAAAUCUCAUAGGUGAAGGUUCCCUUGGUCGGGUUUACAGGGCAGACUUUCCCAAUGGGAAGAUAAUGGCUGUGAAGAAGAUCGACAACGCAGCACUGUCAUUACAGGAAGAAGAUGACUUUCUUGAAGCUGUCUCCAAUAUGUCACGCUUAAGGCAUCCGAACAUUGUUACAUUGGCUGGAUACUGUGUUGAGCAUGGGCAACGUCUUCUGGUUUAUGAAUAUGUAGGGAAUGGGAAUUUGCAUGAUCUGCUGCAUUUUGCUGAAGAUAGGAGCAAAACACUGAACUGGAAUGCACGUGUUCGAGUAGCAUUGGGGACUGCUCGGGCCCUUGAGUACUUGCAUGAAGUGUGCUUGCCCUCAAUUGUCCAUAGAAACUUCAAAUCAGCUAAUAUUUUGCUCGAUGAAGAGCUUAAUCCCCAUUUGUCAGAUUGUGGUUUAGCUGCUUUGACACCAAACACUGAGAGACAGGUCUCUGCUCAGAUGGUUGGUCAAUUUGGUUACAGCGCUCCUGAAUUUGCUUUGUCUGGAGUAUACACUGUUAAAAGUGAUGUAUACAGUUUUGGAGUUGUAAUGUUGGAGCUCUUGACUGGUCGGAAGCCACUCGAUAGUUCAAGGGUCAGAUCAGAACAAUCACUUGUUAGAUGGGCUACCCCUCAGUUGCAUGAUAUAGAUGCCUUGGCCAAAAUGGUUGACCCUGCUUUAAAUGGCAUGUAUCCUGCAAAGUCCCUUUCACGUUUUGCCGACAUUAUUGCACUCUGUGUUCAGCCUGAGCCUGAGUUUCGCCCUCCGAUGUCUGAAGUCGUGCAACAAUUGGUUCGGUUGGUGCAAAGGGCAGGCGUUUCCAAGAGGCGUUCCAGCGAUGAAAUGGGUUUUGCGUACAGGACACCAGAUCACGAGGCAAUCGACAUGUCAUUUUAAGCUGUCUCGGCCACCCCCGAAGUUUCAUCCGAUGCUUGCCGUUUUGUAUAGAAUUUGCAACAGUCAGUUGAUGACUAAGAUCCACAGAUAAAACACGAGACCUUCCCGGAGAGAUGGUGUAAUUAUGAAGCUUGUAUUAUCACUUCACAUUUAGGACCGUACAAAGCUGAAAGUUCGACCUAGUAUUCCCACUUUGCUUAGCCCGAGUAUUGCUUCGAUGUACAUCUUCAUGCCUGGUUUAGGCCUUAGUUGCUUAAUCUCCAGGCAAAAAAUAAGCUUUGUUCGAUUCAAGUAAAUCAAAGAGACAAGGAUUUGCCACAGAAAAUUCUCCAUUAUUUUUACUCA
Syzygium oleosum is the source of this 2793-nucleotide messenger RNA. Its product is annotated as protein STRUBBELIG-RECEPTOR FAMILY 8. The record is from RefSeq and is a predicted model, not a curated record. Lineage: Eukaryota; Viridiplantae; Streptophyta; Magnoliopsida; Myrtales; Myrtaceae. Gene Ontology annotation, biological process: protein phosphorylation. Gene Ontology annotation, molecular function: protein kinase activity; protein binding; ATP binding. The coding region runs from base 286 to 2448 and encodes 720 amino acids. The transcript is spliced from 16 exons.